Spea bombifrons (plains spadefoot toad) is the source of this 1324-nucleotide messenger RNA. It is a transcript of the gene PSMC3IP, whose product is annotated as PSMC3 interacting protein. The coding region runs from base 190 to 834 and encodes 214 amino acids. Lineage: Eukaryota; Metazoa; Chordata; Amphibia; Anura; Pelobatidae. The record is from RefSeq and is a predicted model, not a curated record. Gene Ontology annotation, cellular component: DNA recombinase auxiliary factor complex; condensed nuclear chromosome. Gene Ontology annotation, molecular function: recombinase activator activity; double-stranded DNA binding. The transcript has 8 exons. Gene Ontology annotation, biological process: meiotic strand invasion involved in reciprocal meiotic recombination; homologous chromosome pairing at meiosis; meiotic joint molecule formation.
GAAACAUAAACGCCCUAUUGCCGUGGUUUAGACAACUUCCCGUUUGCGUUCCAAGCCUCCAAGUGAAUUCUGUCAUUGGUUGGUGUAGACGUUCAAGAAUGAUAGUGUGAUUUGAUUCGUUAGUAUGCAGCGCGGCGGGAGAACGCCAAAGAAUCUUUUCCUGUCGCAUCUAAUUUAUAGACGCAGAAGAUGAGUAAAUCUAAAGACGCUGCAGCAGCCACAAUAAUUCUGAAGUAUCUUAAUGACCAGAAUAGACCUUAUAGCACUCAAGAUGUCUUCGGUAACCUUCAGCGUGAUCAUGGAUUUGGAAAAACGGCUGUGGUCAAAGCAAUGGAAUCGCUGGCUCAACAAGGGAAGAUUAAAGAGAAGGCUUAUGGCAAACAAAAGAUCUACUUUGCAGAUCAGGCGCAGUUUCCAAGCAUGAGUGACUCAGAACUCAGGAGUCUGGAUUCCCAGGUGACCGAACUAUCCAGCAAGGUUCAAAGUGCUCAGCUUACCUGUCGGCAACUUGAAUCAGAGCUCAAGGAAUUAACAAACUCAAUGACAACAGAUGAGAUGCUGAAGGAAAUUGCAGAGUUAAGGGAAGAAUGUGCUAGAAACCAGGAACGACUGGAGAAAAUUAAGUCUGCCACCAACCACGUAACACCAGAGGAGAAAGAGAAGGUGUACAGUGAGCAGAAGCAAUAUUGUAAAGCAUGGAGACAGAGAAAAAGGAUGGCAACAGAAAUGUUUGAUGCAAUCCUUGAAGGCUAUCCCAAAAGCAAGAAGCAAUUCUUUGAAGAAGUUGGCAUUGAAACAGAUGAAGAUUAUAAUUUGACUGUACCAAAUGUGUGACCCCCCCUCCAAUACUGAAAGAGGAAUCUACACAACAACUCUAAAUCCAGUGCCCACUGCGAAUAUUCAAAGCUGCAUAGCCCACUGAUACACGGUGCAUACUGUAAGAAGAAAAACAUAUAAAUACUGCUUUUCUUUGAUUAUUCUACUAUGCCUUCUACAGUACUGUUUCUGAAGAAUUUAGGGUUACAAAACAAUCAUCCAAGUUAAUGCUUUGGUGACCCAACUGACACACAGGCCAUAAUCUCAAAAAUAAUUUGUCAGCAAAUAUGGUUCCUCAUAUGUUUAUAAUAACUUUUAAAUUAUGAUACAUCCAGGAAGACCCCUCUUUUACAUAAAAACAUAUUAAACUGACAUUAAUGCAAACACCCCAAAAGUCCUGACUUAAAAUGUAAUGCUGAACUCCUGGUUUGUUGUAUAUACGGACUGUAAAUAAAAACAAAGUGUAUAUAUAAUUUACUUUUCUGAAAUAAAAAUAGGUUGAAAUGUU